Messenger RNA from Physeter macrocephalus (sperm whale), 640 nucleotides. Its product is annotated as ral guanine nucleotide dissociation stimulator-like 3. Lineage: Eukaryota; Metazoa; Chordata; Mammalia; Artiodactyla; Physeteridae. The transcript is spliced from 5 exons. The annotation marks the transcript as partial. The record is from RefSeq and is a predicted model, not a curated record.
AUGGAGCGGACAACGAGCAAGGAGCUCGCCCUGGCGCCGCUGCAGGACUGGGGCGAGGAGACCGAGGACGGCGCGGUGUACAGUGUCUCCCUGCGGCGGCAGCGCAGUCAGCGCUUGAGUCCGGGAGCUGGGCCUCGGGGCCCCCAGGCCCCCAGCCCCGGUGCCGACGCCUUCCUCCAUUACCGCACCAGCAAGGUGCGGGCGCUGAGGGCAGCGCGGCUGGAGCGGCUGGUGCGGGAGUUGGUGUCUGGAGACCGCGAGCAGGACCCAGGCUUCGUGCCUGCCUUCCUGGCCACCCACCGGGCCUUCGUGCCCACUGCCCGCGUGCUGGGCCUUCUCCUGCCACCGCCGCCGCCGCCCCUGCCGCCGGGGGUAGAGAUCAAGAAGACAGAGGGAAGAGAUCUGACCUUCAACAAGAACCUGAGGGCUGUGGUGUCAGUGCUGGGCUCCUGGCUGCGGGACUACCCUCAGGAUUUCUGGGACCCCCCUGCCCACUCGGACCUAGGCAGUGUUUGCACCUUUCUGGGCUGGGCAGCCCCAUCAGGGGCUGAGGCCCGGGAGGCAGAAAAGCUGCUGGGAGAUUUCCUGAAGGAUGCUGAGCCACAGCAGGAAGAAGAGGAGCAGUCCCAGACAUGGGCAG